This is a messenger RNA of Brassica rapa (field mustard), 2206 nucleotides long. Its product is annotated as peroxisomal membrane protein 11A. Gene Ontology annotation, biological process: peroxisome fission. Gene Ontology annotation, cellular component: peroxisomal membrane. The record is from RefSeq and is a predicted model, not a curated record. Lineage: Eukaryota; Viridiplantae; Streptophyta; Magnoliopsida; Brassicales; Brassicaceae.
CUUAUCUAUCCCCCUAAAACGUUUAUCAUUCAGAGCCUUUUAGAUAAGCCAUAUUAUCCAAAGAUAAGGAUCCAUAUCUAAUUUUGGUUCAGCAAUGUUAUUCUUCCUCUAGAACAGAUAAUCCAUAUUGGCGUAUAUGCUUGAUAGCGGGAAGAUGUUAGGGUUAGUUGCUGUUGCAGAUAGAGACCAUACUUGUAAAGCUGGGACGCAUUUGAAGAUGGCAUGAGUAACAGUUUCUUAUGGUUCCCCACAUCUUGGACAAUAAUUAUCGCAUCAAAUAUGUCGACGUGUCAGAUUUCUUGUUACUGCUACAUCUCAUGUUACCAAUUGCCACAUAAGAUGACAUAUCUUCUGAGGUACUUUUAUCUUCCAAGCAAACCACCAGUAAUCCAACAUCCCAUUCUUUUGACUGACUGUUGAUUAGAUCGCUGGCUGGCAUUUUUGGAUUCAACAUUGGGGCAAAAGGUCAAGUCGGCUUGAAUGGUAUGGUGGGAACCCAAGGAUCCUCCCAAACAUUGACCGCAUAUCUAUAAUGGAUUUUUCGUCUAAUCCCCAAAAGCAAUAAAUUCCUUACAACUGAAAUACUAGUCCACACAUACGAUGGGUUGUUUAUUGAGCAUAAACACAAAUUUCAUGUGUAUUAACAACUGAUUUUGUAGUUGAGUUAUUUGUCACAACAUAAUCUUUUAUAUACAGCUGGUAAUAUUGCUUAAUUUGUGUGUUGUUUAAGAAAAGUUUCCUUAAAAAAAGACUUGUGUUUGUAAGUCAGCUGUUAACUCAAAAAUUAGCAAGGUUUAUGUAAAUCAUCCAUCACUUAAGGCUUGUUUAUGUUCGUAAGUUAGCCUAUAGUUCAUAAAUCAGUCAUAUUUUUGUAACUCAACCGUAUCGUUGGAUUUAUUUAUACGUAUAAAUCAGUCAUGUUGUUCAAAUCAACCGCAAUAUAUAUUAACUCAAUCGUCUAACCGCUGUAACGCUUUACAACUGAGUUCAUUAAUACAUAUCAGCUUUUUUUUUUGCGCCAAAUUUAUUUUCUGAUAUUUAUUAACAAUUAGUGACAUUUUUGUAGUAAAAAAAAUAAAUUAUAAACUUCUGGUAAUAUUACUUAAUUUGUGUGCUGUUUAAGUAAAAUUUUCUUUAAAAAAACGACUUGGGAUCCAGCAACAUCGUCCACGGCCACAAUAACAAUCAGUGCCGGGCACGCUAACCAAUAAAUGAGCCUUGGGAUCCUUUCACAUCAAUCAUCUUGGCUUUGCUAAAUCGACAAUUUGCCAAAACCUCGUCUCCAUGGAUCCAAAAAACAGAGAUUUCCUAAACCACCUCGAAACAUACCUGGCCAAAAGAGACGGCGUAGACAAGCUCCUGAAGAUCUCUCGUUACACAACCAAGAUCAUCCUCGCAUCAUCCCUUCUCCCAGAAUCGGGCUCUCUAACUCACCGCCUCAAGAGCUUUGAAUCAAGCGUCGGAGUCAGCCGCAAAGCCUUCCGUCUCGGAAAAUUCGUACAAGACAUCAACGCCCUCAGAGCCUCGCCACGUGACUCGAGCCGCGACCUCCUCCUUCUGGUAAUCGCGUACGGGGGCGAAGGGUUGUACUACUUCGUAGAGCAGUUCAUCUGGUUAGCGAAAUCGGGAUUGAUCGAUGCGAAACACGCGAAAUGGUUGCAGAAGAUCAGCGCAUGGGCGGAGCUCGUGGGGUAUGUCGGGAGCGUUUCGUUGAAGAUUAGGGAUUUGAGGAAGAUCAAGGACGAGAUUGAGAUGUCUAAUGGAGGAGAAGAGGAGAAGAUGAAGAAGCUUAAGGAGAAGAAGACAUUGAAAGUGUUGUCCAUCUUGCAAGAUCUUGCUGAUGGGUUGAUGACGAUCGCAGAUCUUAGGGAUGGUAAGGGAGUGUUAUCAGCUCCGAGUGUGAUUUCUUCAGCAGGUUUGUUCUCAGCCAUUAUCAGUACUCACAAGAACUGGGUUUCUUGUUGAUCAUUCGUUUCCGUAAUCCAUAUACUCAAUAAAUAGUUUCAUUUUUUGGUUCUUGUCUGCUUUAUUACAUCACUGAUGUUUUGUUUCAGUGUUCCUCUCAAAUUCAAUGUUUAUCAGAUAUAUAAACAGAGUUGAAGAAAUACAUGAUUUAAAUCAGUAAAGAUGAAAUAAUUCCAAGCUUUGGAAGCAAUAAAAACAUGCUUUUAACUCUUGUUCUUGAAUAAAGGUUUCAUUUUUUUUU